Messenger RNA from Staurois parvus, 1059 nucleotides. NCBI's taxonomy places the organism in Eukaryota, Metazoa, Chordata, Amphibia, Anura, Ranidae. The record is from the annotation of a GenBank genome assembly.
AUGUUGACCAGGCUGUUCAGCGACACCAGUCUGAUUCCUGAGGUGCAGAAAUUUGCCUCCUGGACAGAUGAUUGUGAAGAGGAUAUCAGCGACAAGGACGAGAGAAGUGAGAAAAGCCUACAGGAGGUCCAUACAGAGGAAUCUUUGAGUGAAAGCAAGGAAGAUGGAGAUAUUGGUGGGGAAGACGAUGAGGAGGAAGAGGAGGAGGAAGGGACAGAGGAGAAUGAGGGGGACAGGCCCAAAAAACGAGGGCCAAAAAAGAGAAAGAUGACCAAGGCCAGGAUGGAGAGGUCAAAGGUGAGAAGGCAGAAGGCCAACGCACGAGAGAGGAAUCGCAUGCACGACCUCAACUCCGCACUGGACAAUCUCAGGAAGGUCGUUCCAUGCUACUCCAAGACCCAGAAGCUGUCCAAGAUUGAGACUCUCAGGCUUGCUAAGAACUACAUCUGGGCCCUUUCUGAGAUCUUAAGGUCUGGGAAAAGGCCUGAUCUAGUCGCCUAUGUGCAAACCUUGUGCAAGGGUCUCUCACAGCCUACCACCAACCUGGUGGCUGGCUGUCUGCAGCUAAACUCCAGGAAUUUUUUGACUGAGCAAGGUCAAGAUGCUGGGAGGUAUCAUGGUCCAAAUUCUUCAUUUGGCAUGCACCCUUACACUUAUCAGUGCUCCCGGCUUUCAGGCUCCCAGUGUCAGUCAAGCUCAAUAGCCAGCUCCCAUCCUCUGCGGAGCCACGGCUACUGUGCCACCUAUGAUUCCAUCUAUGGUAACACAUCUCCAGACUAUAACAGCUCUGAGUAUGAUGCCCCCUUAAGCCCACCACUGUGCGUUAAUGGCAACUUCUCCCUCAAACAGGACUCAUCCCCGGACAAUGAUAAAAACUACCACUACUCUAUGCACUAUUCUGGCCUGCCAGGCUCCAGGCCUUCCGGACACAGCCUGCUGUUUGGAUCUUCUGGGAUGCGCAGUGGAGUCCACUCUGAGAAUCUGUUGCCUUAUGAUAUGCACGUCCACCAUGAUAGGGCCCCCAUGUAUGAAGAACUCAAUGCGUUUUUCCAUAACUGA